AUGGGUAUCAUCUCAGCACUGCAUGUCCUCGUCACUUCGGUUUUGAUUGUCGGUUCUGUGGCCAUCACAGUGCCCACACCGCCGCUGAACGCAACCACCACCCGCAUUACCUUAUGUCCAGACGAUAAUUUCCUCGAACCCCCGCCCGCCAACCGCACGUUGAUCGAGCAGAUGGACAUUCAAAUAAGCGACGACGGCAUCCUGCCGGAAUGCUACAAGCAAUGCAUGAAGAGCGAAGACAAAAAGGCGGAUAUUGAUAUCAGCAAGCUAACCGUCCAGGACUGGUGCUACGACAGCGUCGACUUUGUCAAUGCCCAGACCUGGUUGAACAACUACGUGUUCCCUUGCGUCAAAUACGAAUGCGCUGACAACAUGGGCGGCAAGGCCCGCCGCGCUCGCGCGUGGAUGAGGGACACCUGUGAGCCUCGGGUUAGGAAAAGCACGCACAAAAAUGAUGGGGGCUGUGAUAAAGUCGAAGAGGAGCAGGAGAAGGGGGCAGAGAAGGGGCAAAAGAAAGCGGAAGACAAGGAUGCAGACACUAGGGAGUCUGAUUAUGGCAUUUGA
Molecule: messenger RNA, 564 nt
Organism: Pyricularia pennisetigena
Lineage: Eukaryota; Fungi; Ascomycota; Sordariomycetes; Magnaporthales; Pyriculariaceae
Exons: 1
Coding region: 1-564 (187 amino acids)
Source: RefSeq, a predicted model, not a curated record